GCGCGAUGUGAUGCGAUGUUGCCGCUCCGUGCGACACCGCUCUCGCGUCUCUCCGGCGUGCCCCGCAGUCUCGCUAGAGCGCCCGCCACAUUACAACGCCAUUUCACGCUUGCAAAGAUGAAUUCAAAUUCCUCCAAUUCGUGCGAUUUGACCUGGACAAAAACUGAAAUUGAUCCCGAAACCGAUACGUGCAAACGUGAACGCUUGUACUGGAAUUCGGAAACCACAAUGAAACUCAUCGAAAUAUUCGAGAAAGAUUGUAAAGAAUUGUGGGAUAAUAAACACCCGCUGAACAAAGAUAGAUCGGCGAGACAAGCUAAGCACGAGUAUCUGGCAAAUGUAUUCGGUACGACCGCCGAGGAGAUAAGUAGAAAGUUACAUAAUUUGAGGACGCAGUUUAACAACGAAUUGAGAAAGAUAAAGCGCAAACAGGCGGGCGGCGAGGGUGCAACGGGGAGCAGCGGGUGGGAGUAUUUCGACGCCCUAUUGUUUUUGAUGCGAGAGCCCCCUGGCGACCCCAUCGACAGCGUCGACGGAGUCAACCUAGCGCUAGCAGAGUUUCAAGCGGAUGAAGAUGCUGAAUUCGGAGCCCGGGUUAACUUGUCCGUCACCAACUCUCCUACCAGGAUGCGUAAACCAGUUCUGAGGGUAGCUGCCUCCGCGCCCCCGCCGCUGCCUCCAAGCGCCCACCCCAUGAUGUGGCCAGAAGAACCGCGACCAAGGUUACGGCCUGGAAUAGACACUGAUGAAUGUCAGGUAUUCGGAGAUUUUGUCGCUUCAGAACUCCGCACGCUACGAUCUGAUGAAUCUCGUAAGAGAUUGAAGAGAAUUAUCCAGAAGGCUAUCCUCCAGAUCGGAGAGGAGGAGGAUGUGAACAUUAUUACUGGAUAGCGCCGAAACCGACUUGCGUCUGAAUCUUCAGACCUCUUAGAAUAAGUGAGAAAAGGAGAUAGAAAGUGUUUUGUGAGUCAGGACUCGAAUUGUUUUAAGGAUUGAAACUCACUUGCGCAUCUAAGCGAAGCAAGUGUUAUAGCUACACAAUUUUUGUAGCUAGUGUAAAGAACUCAAUGCUGGUAUUAAAAAGAUACAUAUGGCGUUCGAGUUUUUUAACAGUGUCAAGCAUAUCUAAACUCGGAUCAAAGUAUGACCUUAAACUCGAACUUCCUUAUAUUUAUGAACUCCGUGUCCGCGUAUAAAUCUUUACAAAUCUCAGUGGGACUGUAAAUUCGCUUGUACAUAGUGGUUUAUUAAUUGCUAAUGCUUUGGUAGUUUAUCAUUUAUGAAUAAUAUUCAAUGUGUUAUUUUCUAGCGUAUUAAUUGCAUCUUAACAUACUUAAUAUUAAAUGCCACAUUAUUAUCAAUAUACCAACACUUGUACGAAAUAUAGACAUAAAUUAAGAAUUAUAAUAAAUAUGUAUUAUAUUAUCUAGCGUAUUAAUUGUAACAUAGAAUAUUUAAUAUUAAAAUAUCUUGCUUUUUAAUUAUCAUGCUCAUGUCUAUUAUAAAAAGUAACCUAAGUGGUAUCUUAUUUAUUAUCUGUGUAAAAUUAUAGUGAUAAACCCUAACUUCCUAGUAUUUAUGAAGUCCGUAUGAAAUAUAGACAUAAUUUAAGAAUAACAUUAAAUGUGUAAUUUUCUAGUGUAUUAAUUGCAUGUUAGAUACUUUACAUAAAAAUAUCUUGCUAUUUAAUUAUUAUACAUAUGUGUAUUUUAGAAAAUAACCAAAACGGUAUUUAUCUAAUUAUAUUAAUAUCGAUAUUCUUUCUAUAUAGCGCUAGUUUAAAUAAAAGUAGAGAAGUUCUUCAUUAAUAAAGUAGCUGCAUAUUGGUAACAACUGUACCUAUAACACACGUUAUACAAUAUUUGUGUAU
This is a messenger RNA of Nymphalis io (European peacock), 1870 nucleotides long. RefSeq lists its product as uncharacterized. NCBI's taxonomy places the organism in Eukaryota, Metazoa, Arthropoda, Insecta, Lepidoptera, Nymphalidae. The transcript has 3 exons. The record is from RefSeq and is a predicted model, not a curated record. Bases 16 to 891 code for a protein of 291 amino acids.